CUGGGAUUACAGGCGUGAGCCACUGCGUCCAGUGUCUCCCUGAGUCUUAAGGGAGAAAUACCUCAAAGAAGAACUUGAUCUUCCUCUGGGGCAACUUCCCUGCUUCCCUCCUGGGCAAAUCCAGCCAGGUUUCCUUCCCUGGGUGCAAAAUUAGUUCCACUGGGUGCUCAACUCACACAUGCUACAGAUGGAUUAACCGAGGCAACAAGGGCCGGGCCAGAGCCCCCACUUAACAAGUGGGUCUAGAGUCGGCUGAGCCCCCGGUGUGACCCAGACCUUUCUCUGUGUUAUCAUCAGUUCCUCUGGGUUAGGGGUCUCCAGCAGCCUGUCUGAGCGGGGCGGCUGCUGCAGAGGCUUCCGGAACUUUCUGCCCCUCCUUGGCCGCCUCCCCGCCCCCGUCUCCCACAGGGCCCUGACUUUCGGUAAAUGACAGUGGCUCAGGAAACCAAGGGGCCCACACAGGAAGGAGCCGAGUGGGACUUUCCUCUCGCUGCCUCCCGGCUCUGCUCUCCCUUCGAAGGUCCAGGGUCCCUGCCUGCUAGGCAAGUUGCACUCAUGGCACCUCCGAGUGAGGAGACACCCCUGAUCCCUCAGCGCUCCUGCAGCCUCUUGUCCACGGAGGCUGGUGCCCUGCACGUGCUACUGCCCGCUCGGGGCCCCGGGCCCCCCCAGCGCCUAUCUUUCUCCUUUGGGGACCACUUGGCUGAGGACCUGUGCGUGCAGGCUGCCAAGGCCAGCGGCAUCCUGCCUGUGUACCACUCCCUCUUUGCUCUGGCCACGGAGGACCUGUCCUACUGGUUCCCCCCGAGCCACAUCUUCUCCGUGGAGGAUGCCAGCACCCAAGUCCUGCUCUACAGGAUUCGUUUUUACUUCCCCAAUUGGUUUGGGCUGGACAAGUGCCACCGCUUCGGGCUACGCAAGGAUUUGGCCAGCGCUAUUCUUGACCUGCCAGUCCUGGAGCACCUCUUUGCCCAGCACCGCAGUGACCUGGUGAGUGGGCGCCUCCCUGUGGGCCUCAGCCUCAAGGAGCAGGGUGAGUGUCUCAGCCUGGCCGUGCUGGACCUGGCCCGGAUGGCGCGAGAGCAGGCCCAGCGGCCAGGAGAGCUGCUGAAGACUGUCAGCUACAAGGCCUGCCUGCCCCCAGGCCUGCGCGACCUGAUCCAGGGCCUGAGCUUCGUGACGCGGAGGCGUAUUCGGAGGACAGUGCGCAGGGCCCUGCGCCGCGUGGCCGCCUGCCAGGCCGACCGGCACUCGCUCAUGGCCAAGUACAUUAUGGAUCUGGAGCGGCUGGAUCCGGCUGGGGCCGCCGAGACCUUCCACGUGAGCCUCCCUGGGGUCCCUGGUGGCCAGGACGGGCUGGGGCUGCUCCGCGUGGCUGGUGACGGAGGCAUCGCCUGGACCCAGGGAGAACAGGAGGUCCUCCAGCCCUUCUGCGACUUUCCAGAAAUCGUAGACAUUAGCAUCAAGCAGGCCCCGCGCGUUGGCCCGGCCGGGGAGCACCGCCUGGUCACUGUCACCAGGACAGACAACCAGAUUUUGGAGGCUGAGUUCCCGGGGCUGCCCGAGGCUCUGUCUUUCGUGGCGCUCGUGGACGGCUACUUCCGGCUGACCACGGACUCCCAGCACUUCUUCUGCAAGGAGGUGGCACCGCCGAGGCUGCUGGAGGAGGUGGCAGAGCAGUGCCACGGCCCCAUCACUCUGGACUUUGCCAUAAACAAGCUUAAGACUGGGGGCUCACGUCCUGGCUCCUAUGUUCUCCGCCGCAGCCCCCAGGACUUUGACAGCUUCCUCCUCACUGUCUGUGUACAGACCCCCCUUGGUCCUGAUUAUAAGGGUUGCCUCAUUCGGCGCAGCCCCACAGGGAGCUUCUUUCUGGUUGGCCUCAGCCGAUCCCACAGCAGUCUUCGAGAGCUCCUGGCAGCCUGCUGGGAUGGGGGGCUGCACGUAGAUGGGGUCGCAGUGACCCUCACCUCCUGCUGUAUCCCCAGACCCAAAGAAAAGUCCAACUUGAUCGUGGUCCAGAGAGGUCGCAGCCCACCCACGUCCUCCCUGGUUCAGCCCCAAUCCCAAUGCCAGCUGAGUCAGAUGAUAUUUCACAAGAUCCCCGCUGACAGCCUAGAGUGGCAUGAGAACCUGGGCCAUGGGUCCUUCACCAAGAUUUACCGGGGCUGUCGUCACGAGGCGGUGGAUGGGGAGUCCCGAAAGACUGAGGUGCUGCUAAAAGUGAUGGAUGCUAAGCACAAGAACUGCAUGGAGUCAUUCCUGGAAGCAGCGAGCUUGAUGAGCCAAGUGUCGUACCGGCAUCUCGUGCUGCUCCACGGCGUGUGCAUGGCUGGAGACAGCACCAUGGUGCAAGAAUUUGUACACCUGGGGGCGAUAGACACGUAUCUGCGAAAACGUGGCCACCUGGUGCCAGCCAGCUGGAAGCUGCAGGUGGUCAAACAGCUGGCCUACGCCCUCAACUAUCUGGAGGACAAAGGCCUCCCCCAUGGCAAUGUCUCCGCCCGGAAGGUGCUCCUGGCUCGGGAGGGCACUGAUGGGAGCCCGCCCUUCAUCAAGCUAAGUGACCCUGGGGUCAGCCCCGCUGUGUUAAGCCUGGAGAUGCUCACCGACAGGAUCCCCUGGGUGGCUCCCGAGUGUCUUCGGAAGGCCCAGACACUUAGCUUGGAAGCUGACAAGUGGGGCUUCGGUGCCACGGUCUGGGAGGUGUUUAGUGGCGUCACCAUGCCCAUCAGCGCCCUGGAUCCUGCUAAGAAACUCCAAUUUUAUGAGGACCGGCAGCAGCUGCCAGCCCCCAAGUGGACAGAGCUGGCCCUGCUGAUUCAACAGUGCAUGGCCUAUGAGCCAGUCCAGAGGCCCUCCUUCCGAGCCGUCAUUCGUGACCUCAACAGCCUCAUCUCUUCAGACUAUGAGCUCCUCUCAGACCCCACACCUGGUGCCCUGGCACCUCGUGAUGGGCUGUGGAAUGGUGCCCAGCUCUAUGCCUGCCAAGACCCCACGAUCUUCGAGGAGAGACACCUCAAGUACAUCUCACAGCUGGGCAAGGGCAACUUUGGCAGUGUGGAGCUGUGCCGCUAUGACCCGCUAGGCGACAACACAGGUGCCCUGGUGGCCGUGAAACAGCUGCAGCACAGCGGGCCAGACCAGCAGAGGGAUUUCCAGCGGGAGAUUCAGAUCCUCAAAGCACUGCACAGUGAUUUCAUUGUCAAGUAUCGUGGUGUCAGCUACGGCCCGGGCCGCCAGAGCCUGCGGCUGGUCAUGGAGUACCUGCCCAGCGGCUGCUUGCGCGACUUCCUGCAGCGGCACCGCGCGCGCCUCGAUGCCAGCCGCCUCCUGCUCUACUCCUCGCAGAUCUGCAAGGGCAUGGAGUACCUGGGUUCCCGCCGCUGCGUGCACCGCGACCUGGCCGCCCGAAACAUCCUGGUGGAGAGCGAGGCACACGUCAAGAUCGCUGACUUCGGCCUAGCUAAGCUGCUGCCGCUUGACAAAGACUACUACGUGGUCCGCGAGCCGGGCCAGAGCCCCAUUUUCUGGUAUGCCCCCGAAUCCCUCUCGGACAACAUCUUCUCUCGCCAGUCAGACGUCUGGAGCUUCGGGGUCGUCCUGUACGAGCUCUUCACCUACUGCGACAAAAGUUGCAGCCCCUCGGCCGAGUUUCUGCGGAUGAUGGGAUGUGAGCGGGAUGUCCCCGCUCUCUGCCGCCUCCUGGAACUGCUGGAGGAGGGCCAGAGGCUGCCGGCGCCUCCUGCCUGCCCUGCUGAGGUUCACGAGCUCAUGAAGCGGUGCUGGGCCCCUAGCCCACAGGACCGGCCAUCAUUCAGCACCCUGGGCCCCCAGCUGGACAUGCUAUGGAGCGGAAGCCGGGGGUGUGAGACUCACACCUUCACUGUUCACCCAGAGGGCAAACCACACUCCCUGUCCUUUUUAUAGCUCCUGCCUGCAGACCUCUGGAUUAGGUCUCUGUUGAUUGGCUGUGUGACCUUAGACAGGGAGCUGCCCCUCUCUGGGCCUCAGAGGCUUUAUAAGGGUCCUCUACUUCAGGAACACCCCCAUGACAUUGCAUUUGGGGGGCUCCCGUGGCUUGUGGAAUAGGCUGUGGCCUUUGCAAUCUGUUACGAUUCAAGACAGAUUGGCAGAUGUGUCAGUGACACUCUGAGUCCUGGCCCAAAGAAGCAAAGAACCAAAUUUAAGACCCUCCUAUCUUCCUAUCCCCUCAAGCCCUGGCCCCCUGAGUUUCCUUUUCUCUCUCUCUUUUUAUUUUUAUUUUUAUUUUUGAGACAGAGUCUAGCUCUGUUACCCACAGUGGAGUGCAGUGGUGCAAUCUCGGCUCGGUGCAACCUC
Chlorocebus sabaeus (green monkey) is the source of this 4341-nucleotide messenger RNA. RefSeq names its product Janus kinase 3 (gene JAK3). Gene Ontology annotation, cellular component: membrane; cytosol; cytoskeleton. The record is from RefSeq and is a predicted model, not a curated record. Gene Ontology annotation, molecular function: non-membrane spanning protein tyrosine kinase activity; ATP binding; growth hormone receptor binding. Gene Ontology annotation, biological process: cell surface receptor signaling pathway via JAK-STAT; cytokine-mediated signaling pathway; cell differentiation. NCBI's taxonomy places the organism in Eukaryota, Metazoa, Chordata, Mammalia, Primates, Cercopithecidae.